Oncorhynchus nerka (sockeye salmon) is the source of this 3847-nucleotide messenger RNA. Its product is annotated as taste receptor type 1 member 1-like. The record is from RefSeq and is a predicted model, not a curated record. Bases 1 to 2514 code for a protein of 837 amino acids. Gene Ontology annotation, biological process: G protein-coupled receptor signaling pathway. Gene Ontology annotation, cellular component: plasma membrane. Lineage: Eukaryota; Metazoa; Chordata; Actinopteri; Salmoniformes; Salmonidae. Gene Ontology annotation, molecular function: G protein-coupled receptor activity. The transcript is spliced from 6 exons.
AUGGAUGUGUGUGGUGAUGUGUGUGUCGUCCUGGGCUGGUUGGUACUGAUCCUGACUGGCCACCAGCUGACUGAGGGAACCGGUCUGCAGCUUCCAGGGGACUACUCCAUCUCUGGUCUCUUUCCCCUACACAAGUUGGCCCCCUCCAGCUCCAACCUACCAGACCUGGGAGCUUGUAAAGAAGGCAAAUGUAAUAAACAUGGCUAUCAUUUGAUACAAGCCAUGAGAUUCGCUUUGGAGGAGAUCAACAACGGUACCAAAAACCAGCAUCUUCUCCCAGGGGUAUCACUGGGUUACCAGGCGUAUGACACCUGCAAUCAACCAGCCAGUGUGCUGGCCACCCUGGCCAUGCUGGCCCAACAGUACCAGAGAACUUUAGGGAACAACACAGGUGGUGACCAGAGGGCAGUGGCAGUGAUCGGGCCUGAUAGUAGCAGUUACACCUUCACCCCUGCUGCAGUGCUGGGCUCUUAUCUAGUGCCACAGAUCUCCUAUGAAGCCUCUAAUGAGAUGCUGAGUAACAAGCUCCUCUACCCAGCCUUCUUCCGCACCAUCCCCAGUGACAAGAACCAGGUGGACGCCAUGGUCCAGCUGCUGGUGCGUUUUAACUGGACCUGGAUCGUUCUACUGGGCAGCGACGACUCCUACGGCCUCCAGGGCAUAGAGAGUCUCUCCCUUCAGGCUGCUCACUUUGACAUCUGCAUCGCCUACCAAGGGGUCAUCCCCGAACUCACCUCCGCCAACAACCAGACCAUGAGGAACAUAGUCAAGAACAUUUUGAAGACCAAGGUCAACACUAUUGUCGUGUUCUCCAGCAAGACCAAAGUCAGUCAGUUCUUCCCGUUUGUCAUAGAGCAGGGUGUAACUGGUAAGGUGUGGAUAGGGACAGAGGACUGGUCAGUCACCACUCUAGUGUCGGGAAUACCAGGUAUUCACACCAUUGGGACUGUACUAGGCAUCUCCAUCAAAUACACAGCAAUAACUGGGUUUGAGGAGUUCAAAAGCCAUGCUGUUCCAAAGUUACUUAGUGGCACCUCCAAUGGCACGAUGGACCUGAGUGUUGAAUGUUUGCAAAAUACGGACCUCUCCAGCAUGGCAGCAGAAAACUUCUCUUUGGGGGACUAUGACAUCAAAUCCUCUUAUAAUGUUUACAAAGCUGUAUAUGCUGUGGCACAUGCACUGCAUCAAGCACUUGAUUGUGGCUUGGAUGAAUGCCAAAAGUCUGAAGUGCUACCUUGGCAGCUUCUGCCACUGUUAAAGCAGGUGAGAUUCUCUGUUGGGAACUCGUCUAUUUACUUUAAUGAGAACGGAGACCCGCCCACAGAAUAUGACAUCGUGAACUGGAUUUGGAGGGGAACAGAGUGGUCUCUCCGUGAGGUGGGCUCUUAUACUGCAGACCCCACUGACCUCACAGUGGACCCUGCUCAAAUUGAAUGGGGUAGUGACGACGGAUACACAGGAAAAGAGGUGCCUCCGUCGAUAUGCUCCCCAGAAUGCCCCAAAGGACACAGGAAGCUGCAGACGGGACAACACAAGUGCUGCUUCGACUGCCUGGCCUGUGCUGCUCACAACUUCCUCAACAAGACUGGAUCCACCCGGUGCCAGAAGUGUGAGCUUUACCAGUGGUCCCCAGCGGAGAGCGAGGUGUGUCUGGAUCGGACGGUCCUAGUGCUGGCCUGGGGCGGUCCCCUGUCUAUCGCCCUGCUACUCCUCCUGGCUCUGACCUUGCUCAUAACCCUGGGGACAGGGGUCAUCUUCCUCCUCAACCUGGGCACCCCUGUGGUCAAGUCGGCCGGCGGGCACACCUGCCUGGUGAUGCUUCUAGCCCUAACCGCCGCGGCUGCCAGUGCCCUGUGUCACUUUGGCCUCCCGUCUCAGACUGACUGCCUUCUCAAGCAGCCUCUCUUCGUCUUCAGCUUCACCGUGUGUCUGGCUUGUGUCACCGUGCGUUCCUUCCAGGUAGUGUGCAUCUUUAAGCUGUCCUCCAAGCUUCCUCGGGCCUAUGAUACCUGGGCUAAGAACCAUGGGCCUGAAGUCACCGUCCUCGUUGUUUCCAUGACAGUUUUGUUGAUCUCUGUGCUCCGUGUUACUUUAAACCCCCCGUACCCCUCCCAGGACGUGGACUUCUACUCCGACAGCAUUGUCACGGAGUGUAGUAACACCCUCUCCUCUUGGGCCAUGAUAGAGCUAGCCUAUGUCUCUCUGCUCAGCACGCUCUGCUUCUCCUUCAGUUACAUGGGAAAAGACCUGCCAGCCAACUACAACGAGGCCAAGUGUAUGACCUUUAGUCUCAUGAUAUACAUGAUCUCCUGGAUCAGCUUCUUCACCAUAUAUUUUGUCAGCAGGGGGGAAUUUGCCAUGGCCAUGCAUGUGCUGGCCAUAGUGUCCAGUGUGCUCGGUAUACUCGGUGGCUACUUCAUGCCCAAGGUUUACAUCAUGGUGCUGAGGCCACAAAUGAACACAACGGCCCAUUUCCAAAACUGUAUUCAGAUUUAUACCAUGAACAAAGACUGAAAGAUAUGUUUUCAUCGUAGAAUUUGCGUUUUGCAUUUCUGGAUACCAAUCCAUUGUAUGGCUUUAAAAAUGACAUAGUAAUUGUUGCUCUGCUCUUAGCUGGUAGAAAAUACAUGUUGCCCUUGCACAUUUAAGUGUAUGUAUAACUUUCUCUAACAUGGUUGUCAUGUAGCUUUGAUAGCUUUUUAAAGCACUUAUUUUUAAGUGUGUGUUUUUACUGGGGGGAAUUGAGAAAACCAAAGCUAACCUUCUUUAGCUGCAGCUGGUGUUGUGGUCUUUCUUCAGUGUCUGUGUGUGACAUGUCUGGUCUCCAAAAUGUGGAAAAAGUUAAGGGGUCUGAAUACUUUCCGAAGGCACUAGAGAGGUGCCUUGCCUUCUGUUGGUGUGAGUGCCCGCCUGUCUGUGUGCCCUCUCACUUGGUCACUGCGGUGGCAGGAUUCAGGAGCUGGUACAGAUCAUUUAAACCCAUACAGAUGCCUACAGAUGUAGGAUCUUAAUGUGAGCCCAUUUGCUACAGCAGGAAAAUAAUCCUGCAGCCAAAGGAAGUGUGAAUUAUUGUGUGGAUUAUAAUUAAUGGACAUUUUUGUAUGGGUUGAUACAUUUCUCCUUAGGGCAAAUCAAGUCUGAAAUUUAAAAAAGCAUUUAAAAAAUAAAAUUCAGUACACAUUUUCAUUCCCUGCAGUGCAGGAACAUUCAGCAACAAAUUGAGAUCUUACAUCGGUAUAAGCCUCUGAUUUGAAACCAGCUAUCCAAAAUACCCAUACACAUGUCCCAUUGUGCUCUGCUUUAAACAGAGAAUGAAAGAGGCUCUAGUGGCUGAAAAACUGUAUUAGCAUGGGCAGUGCCAUUGAGGGCUUCCACCAUUUUAAUGUAGUCAACUGGGUGGGAGUUCCAACUUCAUUGGCUGAUCCCUGUUGGUGACCCUGUUGGAGUCAUGUCCAACCGGGUCAUCAGGAGGGAUCAGCCCAUCGUGAAGAAGAAAAUUGACUAAGCCUCAAUGGUGCUGCCACAGACGCUAUAAUUGUGAAUAUACAAAGAUCUAUCUAUCUUUCUGGUUUUAAAUCCAAAUGUGUGAAUCACUAUGUACAUUACAUAAAGUGUAAAUCAGAAGCACAGAAGCUAGGACACAAUAGUCCGGUGUCCCAUUGUGACAUAGCUAGACUCCCAUCCACAGGGGACGCACAGACUGAAUGCACAACUAACCACAAUUCCCAACCAAUGCGUCUCUUGGUACGCAUCCUCUAAUCAUUUGAAUCUGUUGACAGUUGGAGAAAUUGCUUUUGCUGCACUGAGAAUUCGAAAAGUAUAAAACCCAACGGUCCAAUAUUCUAGA